Molecule: messenger RNA, 1416 nt
Organism: Schistosoma intercalatum
Lineage: Eukaryota; Metazoa; Platyhelminthes; Trematoda; Strigeidida; Schistosomatidae
Source: the annotation of a GenBank genome assembly
AUGUCGGAAUCGUUGAAUCAGUUGGCGAAAUCUGGUGCUUUUCUCAUCCUUCAUGAAAACUUAGAACGCUGGGCAUCUUCUUAUCAGACGAAUACCUGUGACGAAAAUGUGGCUAUGGGUUGUGAAAUUAUUGAGCUGAAUGCCAGGAUCCAAAACCAGCUUUUUCGGCUUAUAAGCAUUUGUGCUUCAGAAGGUGGUCCAUAUGGGGGUGCAAAUGCAAUCAAACUUCGACUUUUACCACUUCUUGGAUCAGGUAGUGUAUUUUCCGGUUUCGCUGUUGGAAAACAAACAUCAAAUUCUAAUUUGUUUCCAUCUAAAACCUACGAACCGGAUAUUUCAAAAUAUCCUAGACAAGACAAAUAUGAAGUUGAUCUGAUUGAAACACGUAAAGAAAACAAUCGGCUAAGAGAGCAAAUACUUUCAUUGGAAGGGGAAAAUGAACGUCUCAAAACUCAUAUAUAUUGUCCUAACAAAAACGAGUAUGAUUUUACUAAAGAUAAUUCUGGAUCGCUGAAAAAUCUUCCAACUUCAUCAAAAAUGUAUGAAGAAAAAGAUGUUGGACCACUGUCUUUAUCAGCCCCCUCAGAUUUAACACCAUCUAUGCUAACUGGUGUUAGUCCGCUAAGUCCAAAUGAUCCGAUCCAACGAUACAGGCAGCACAUUUUGGUAAUGCGUUUUAAUGAAUUAUUUUCAUUGCAUCGAGUUGAAGCAAUGGGUAUUUUAAGGCGUUACAUAGACGAUUAUGAAGCAAGCCAAAAAAUUAUUUUCUAUACAGUUUUGGACUCAUUUCAUGUAGCCAAAUCACAUUUUCGAGCAUAUAAAAAUCGUGUACGUAAACAGAUUGCAGCGAAUAAUUUAAUCACAACAGAAACAUUAGAUGAAUUGGUACAGUCGUACAUUAACAUUCAUGCUAGUCAUUCAGCUGAUAUUUCAUUACUUGUUAAAGAUGCAUGUUUAGCUUUGGAACGCCGUGUACCACGUAUUCGCCGACCAUCACAGAAUCUUGGUUUCGAAGUUAUUAAAGAUUUUCUUUAUGAAACAUGUAAACUUGCCUGGGAAUGUGCUGCUUUGAGUCAUCCGCUCGAAAUUUGUAGACCAGCUUGUGAAAAUGAAUUGAUCGACGAGGCAAAAUAUAGGCGUAGUCAUGAUUCAUCUUAUCCAACAUUAUUAAUUCAUCACCACAUAUGGCCAUGUUUAAUGCAAAAUGAGAGGAUUGUUGCUAAAGGAGAAGUAUGCACCAGGGGAAAUUUUAAUUCAUAUGGUUUUGAAAUUAUGUCUUCGGAUAAUCGAAGAGGGAUAGAUCGAUAUCGUGGUCGCAUAUCUUCACGUUCAUGUUCACCAGUACGACCAUCUACUUCACCUGGUACAAGGAAGCGUCUACAUUUUAAAAGAUCGCGAAAUUUGAGGAUCAGUUAA